This is a messenger RNA of Protopolystoma xenopodis, 579 nucleotides long. The record is from the annotation of a GenBank genome assembly. Lineage: Eukaryota; Metazoa; Platyhelminthes; Monogenea; Polystomatidea; Polystomatidae.
AUGCAGACAAGUCCGACGCUCUGGGAUGCCUCGGUCGGUGAAAUGGGCGCCGGUUUCCCCGUCGGCGGCUUUAAGGACAAAAGAGCCCCACCCAGUCGACAACCAGACUGGCGGGUCGUAGUACACGGCCUUCUCCGAGUCCUGCUGACGCAGCAGAAGAGCCUCAGGCUCGGACUGGUAAGUGUUCUCAUCCUCCUCCUCUCCCUUCAUCGCCAACUGGUACGUGGGCACCUGAGGCGCGUAGGCGGGAUGCAAAUACUGCAGCAAUUGAUGCUGCUGCUGCAUCCAUCUAUUCAAUCAUCCGUCAACCGGUCGGGCUUGGUCCGGCAGACGGUCGGUCUCCUCUCCGCAUGGGAGUUCUGGUCGUACUGCACAAUGGGCUCAUCAACCUGCUUCAGACUCUCCAUGCAGACGAGUCCGCCGCUUUGGGAAGCCUCGGCCGGCGAAAUGGGUGCCGGGCUCCAGGACGCCGGUGGGCCCGUCGGCGGCUUUAAGGACAAAAGAGCCCCACACAGUCGACAACUAGACGGACGUGUCGUAGCACACAGCCUCCUCCGAGUCCUCGUGACACAGCAGUAA